UCCUGCGUUACGUGAACGCAGCACCUUUGGCAGGAUUUGUGUGGUAACGUUUCUCAAACACAGCAGCGUUUGCCACCGGACUGCGCGUCAAGAUGCCCGUGGACUUAAGCCAGUGGAGCGGAUCCCUCGCACUGCAGGAGGUCGAGGAGAAGCCAGCGCAACCCCUGACUGUGAAAUACGGCUCUGUGGAAGUCGACGAACUUGGCAAAGUGCUCACCCCCACGCAGGUGCAGAGUCGACCCACCUGCCUCGAGUGGGACGGAUGCGACGCCAGUAAACUGUACACUCUUGCCCUGACCGACCCUGAUGCUCCCAGCAGGAAUGAGCCCAAGUUCCGGGAGUGGCACCACUUUCUGGUGGUCAACAUGAAGGGGAAUGAUGUGUCAUCUGGCUGCGUCUUGUCGGACUACGUUGGUUCUGGUCCCCCCAAGGGCACAGGUCUCCACAGGUACGUGUGGCUGGUCUACGAGCAGCCAGGCAGCCUGUCUUGCUCGGAGCCCGUUCUCACCAAUCGCUCUGGAGACGGUCGUGGCAAAUUCAAGAUCCAAAACUUCAGGCAGAAAUACAAGCUGGGAGCUCCAAUAGCAGGAAACUGCUACCAGGCCCAGUGGGACAGCUACGUCCCCAAACUCUACGAGCAGCUGUCUGGAAAAUAAAAGGACUCGACUAACGCAGUAUGCACUAGGGAUCCUCACGCAGAAAAUUCCCACUGUUGUAAAAAAUCUACAAUUUCUGCAAAUAUGCCACUGGAUGAUCGUGUUGAAUUCCAUGCAGUGUCAAAACUUACAGUGAUGCCACCUGUACUUACCUGCAAUAAAUCUGUUAAACACUGAAA
Molecule: messenger RNA, 835 nt
Organism: Betta splendens (Siamese fighting fish)
Lineage: Eukaryota; Metazoa; Chordata; Actinopteri; Anabantiformes; Osphronemidae
Gene: pebp1
Product: phosphatidylethanolamine binding protein 1
Exons: 4
Coding region: 93-656 (187 amino acids)
Biological process (GO): negative regulation of MAPK cascade
Source: RefSeq, a predicted model, not a curated record